CAUCUUAUUCAAAUUCACAACUCCAUUUACACCACUCCUACUACUCUCUAAUCAAUCCCUAUAUAACCCCCUCAUGCCCAAAACCUACGUGAACCCAACCCCAAUAAUUCUUACAUUCUUGUCCAAGAACCUAUAUUAACCCUCCUCAACCCUUUUCACAAAAAGAACACCUUCAAUGGCUGGAAUCGUUGUAGUUUUCGACUUUGACAAGACUAUUAUCGAGAUUGACAGUGAUAAUUGGGUCGUUGAUGAAUUAGGCGCCACCGAUUUGUUCAACCAACUGCUUCCUACUAUGCCGUGGAACUCAAUGAUGGAUAGGAUGAUGAGGGAAGUACAUGCACAAGGGAAAACCAUAGAAGACAUCAAGGAGGUCCUAAGAAGGGCUCCUAUGCAUCCUAGGGUUGUACCUGCGAUCAAGAAAGCUCAUGCUUUAGGGUGUGAUUUGAGGAUAGUGAGUGAUGCAAACAUGUUCUUCAUCGAGACAAUCCUUGAUCAUCUUGGCAUAAAGGACUGCUUCACAGAGAUAAACACGAAUCCAAGCUAUGUUGAUGAUCAAGGCAGGCUCAGGAUAUCCCCGUACGUCGAUUUUCACACGUCUCCUCACGGAUGCAAUCUCUGCCCUCCAAACAUGUGUAAGGGCAUGAUCAUAGAGAGGAUUCAAGCAUCCAUCGCCAAGGAAGGGAAGAAGAGGAUGAUAUAUUUAGGCGACGGGAGCGGCGAUUUUUGCCCGAGUUUGAAGCUCAAGGAAGGAGAUUUCAUGAUGCCAAGGAAGAACUAUCCCGUCUGGGAUCUAAUAUGUGAAAAUCGUGCGCUUCUAAAAGCAGAAAUCCACGAAUGGGCCAAUGGGGCGGAACUGGAGCGGGUUUUGCUUGAACUUAUAGACAAGAUUAGCAUUCAAGAAAGUAACAAUUCUAACUUGGCUCAAUUGUUGUCAGUUGAUUGCAAGUUUGAGAGUAUUCCAAUGGCAGGGCAUGAGGCCUUGCCCCCACCCCUUAGAGUUCAUCAGUAGGGUGGGGUGUCAGGACUAAUGGUUGUAUUACUAAGGCAAAUUUCCAUAACUUUUGGGGUCAAAAAGAAAAUAAAAAAUAUAGUUUUUGACCCCUACUUUUUUUUUCUUUCUGAAUUUUAACUAGUUGUAAGAUUUUGGUGUGUUUUGUGAAGAAUAGGAGUAAGCUUUUUGUGCCAA
Messenger RNA from Sesamum indicum (sesame), 1186 nucleotides. RefSeq names its product inorganic pyrophosphatase 2. The record is from RefSeq and is a predicted model, not a curated record. Gene Ontology annotation, molecular function: phosphatase activity. Lineage: Eukaryota; Viridiplantae; Streptophyta; Magnoliopsida; Lamiales; Pedaliaceae.